Molecule: messenger RNA, 1074 nt
Organism: Coffea arabica (coffee)
Lineage: Eukaryota; Viridiplantae; Streptophyta; Magnoliopsida; Gentianales; Rubiaceae
Source: RefSeq, a predicted model, not a curated record
AUGAGGGGGGAUGUUGAGAAGAAGAAGAACAAGAAAAAGAAUGAGAAACGCAAUGUAGGAGAAAGAGGGUAUGUUGAGGAGAAGAAGGAAAAGAAGAAAAAGAAGCACAGGCACAAUGAAGGUGAAGAUAAUGGUGAUGGUUACAAGGGGGUGGAGAAAGGAAAUGAUUAUGGGAAACAGUUUGAGAUUGAUAAGGGAAGGAAGCAUGAUGGGAAUGUUGUGGAAUUGGUUGAAAAGAAGAAGAGAAAGAGAAAGAAGGAUAAGAGUGAUGAAAAUGGGAAGGGCGCAGAAGCAUUAGUGCAGGUUCCGAAUGGGGAUGUUGCUGAAAUGGUUGAUAAAAAGAAGAAGAAAAAGAAGCAAAAACUCGAGGUGGAUGCAAGUGCUUCACAACAAGAUGAAACUUAUUUGGCAGAAAAUGAAAUGCAGGAGAACAAGAAUCAAAGUGGAGAAAGGGUUAAACUUGAAGCAUUUGCCAAAGACUCUGAAUUGGACAGUGGUUGUCUGGCAGAAGUGCAACCAGAAGGGUAUGCUAAUGCAACUGGGAAGGAGGAAGUGGUUGCAGAUUUGAAAAACUGGAUGAGGGUCAAAGGGUUUUCAAAAGUAGAAGAUGAGGUUGUGAAAGAAGCUGUCCUUGGAUACAUAGAGGCACAUUGCUUAGGUGAAGAAGGUUUGAAAAUGGUCUUGAACUGCAUAUUGUACCCUGAAGUCUGGAAUUGCUGGAAGAAAAUAGGAACUUGCUUAGCAGUCGGCCUCAGAGUGCCAUCUAACAUCAUGCUCAAGUUUUGUUUUGAAGGGAUGGAAAAACGUAAAUGGACUGAAGAAGAGAUCAAACCAGUCCAUGAGUUCCAGGAGAAACAUGGGAACCAAUGGAAGCUUUUGGCUGAUGAACUUGGCAAACAUAGGAUUCACGUGAAGGAUUUGGAUGCGAGCUGCACUGAAGAUGUGGAUUGGGCCAAUCUUCUUCAUCACAGAUCUGGAGAUGUAUGUCGGAAUUACUGGAAUCAAAUGGUUCUUCAUAUAGGUGAUCGUGGGAACAGGUCAUUUGCUGAUCAAGUUGAAGUUUUAGCAAAGUGA